AGCUGUCAGUCAGUGGUCAGGAAUAUUGCUUAGCUGCAGGGUAAUAAUCGUCUCCUUCAUUGGCCGUUAGCCCACUAUUUGCGAGCUACAUCUUUCAGGUUAUCACCAGGUUAUAUGUUGUACACCAUGUCGCUUAGAAGAGGUGCUGUCCGCCAGCGAAACACUGCGGAGCGAUGAUUCACGAUGUGAGGUGCCUUUGACAGGCAGGCUGAUUUGAUUCUGACAUUGCCAGCAAGACCACCGUCCUCUGUCACCCGGUAAUAUAAUGGACAUCCCUGGCUCCAGCCCCACGUAUGGCCAGGAGGGCUUGUGGGGCUGCUAUUACGGCUGGGUACCCCCAGCUACUCCACCGCAGCUCAAUUCGCCGGAAGGCUUCCCCAGCGCCUUCCCAACGCCCUAUCAGUGCCAAACGAACCCCUACCAGACUGGAGCCCCAGCACCCGCAAACCCUGCCCACCACCCCUCAGCCAUGGGUGGAUUUGCCAGGCCCACUGCUGAUACACCUUAUAAGCCCCAGUCCCCCUCAGACAAGGGCUCACAACCUGAAAGCAAAGCAGCCAGUCCCACUUCAGAAUCCCGCUAUGGCCUCGACCCCCAGCUGUUGCCCAGUGCCGUUCAGGUGAUGCAGGAGGACCAGCAGGAGUGGGAGGGGAAGACGUUUGGGGCCGUAGCUCCAUCCCCCCUCCCCCCUCUCUCCACCACAGAUUGCAUCAUAGAGGACAAAGGUAAUGCCAGUCCUCAGUUCCUGCGCUGCACGGCCUACAGUUUCCCCUGUGAGGCCCUGGCUGCCCAGCAGAGCCACCUGCCACUAGCCGCCAUCGUCACUCCACUGGCUCAACAACAAACAGCAGAGCGCCCGGUGGCCGUGUGUGCAGAGGGGGAGUGCCUGAGUGGCUGUGGGGAGUGCGGGGCCUUCAUGUGCCCCUCCAUGGACUGGCAGGACUGUGGCCAGAGGUUCCACUGCCCCUUCUGCGGCAAGUUCACCGAAGUGCCCUGGGCCCAGUACCAGCACACCACAGGCAGCCACGGCCGCAGAGUAGACACCGAGCGCAGACCGGAGCUCAGUUUGGGAUCCUACGAGAUACUGGAGCAGAAUAAGGAUGAAGCUGCCUGUCUCCUGCUGGCGGUGGAUGUGUCUGGUGCCGCCCUGAGAGCCGGACAGCUAGAGGCCAUAUGCCAACACCUGCAUUCACUCCUGGACACAGCGUAUAAGGCAGCAGGUUCGGAGCAGUGUGCGUUGCGUGUGGGCCUGCUGACAUAUGAUAGCAGAGUUCACCUGUAUAACCUGAGUGCCAACCUGUCCCGCCCCUCCAUGCUGGUCGUCAUGGAAACGGACGAUUUUGAACUUCCCCUGACCGACGGCCUUCUCAUACCCCUCGGCGAGUGCAAACACAUCAUCCAGAGUGUGUUGCAGCAGAUACCAUUGUUUAGUCCGGAGCCUCAGGAUUCAACCUGCAUACCUCAAGACACAGUCGUCUCCACCGGUCUCAAGAUUCUUCAGGAGGUGGGCUGUCCAGGGAAGCUGCUGGUCUUCCACUCGUCUCCCCUCACAGAGAACUCCAGCAGAUCCUCUUCCUCCUCUCCAGGAUUCUUCAGCUCCAACAAGCCAAAGUCACUUUUCCAGGCCUCAGAUUCUGCCGUCUCAUUGGCCAAGGCAUGCGUCAGUCAAGGCUGCAGUGUGCACCUCUUCCUAUUCGCCCAGCAAGACGUGGGUGGGGCUUGGCCAGGGGACAUUCCCCAUUUGACAGGUGGCGGCCUGUAUUCAUACAGCAGCCUGCAGUCAAGAUUAGAAAAGGAGAGGCUACAUGGCGACCUGGCCAAGAUAAUGGAGACAGACAUGGCAUACAAGGCUCAGCUCAGAGUCUUUACCAGCAAAGAGCUGAAUGUGUCCGGUAGCUAUGGCUCCUUCAUCCCCAGUGCUUGUCCAGGGCUGGUGGCCUUGGCUGCUCUGGACUGCCACACGGCCCUGGCCCUGGAGUUCACCCACAGCAAAGCCCUCAACGAAGCCAGAGGGGUGGCCAUACAGGUGGUUCUGUCCUACACCAGUGCGGGUGGGGAGAGGAGGACCAGGGUCCACAGCCUGAGCCUGCGAUGCUCUGCUUCCCUCCUGGACACCUUCCGCAACAGCCAGGCCGAGACGCUGCUCACCUUCUACUGCAAGAAAAUGUACUGUGCAGUGAUAGAGCGCCCCCUACAGUGCCUGCGUGAGGAACUGCAGGCUGAGGUAACGGAGCUGCUGGCCAGCUAUCGCAAGAUCGGCUGUACUACCCCGGUCAACUCAGGACAGCUGGUGCUGCCGGUGUUCCUGAAGGCCCUGCCGGUGUUUGUCAACAGCCUGCGUAAGAGCGAGGUGGUGCUGCCGGGGGUGCGCAGCUCAGUGCACCAGCGCCUGCUCCAGCGCAGCCGGGUCCUCAACAUGGACACCAGGAGCACCGUCACACACUUCUACCCACACCUGCUCGCUCUGUGUGUGGGCGAUGAGCGCCCCCGUGUGGGAGAGGUGUUGCGGUGCAGCGCGUCCAGCCUGGACCCCUGUGGCCUGUACCUGGCCAGCUGCCCCACGGCGCUGGUGCUCUGGGUGGGCCACGCCGUCUCCAGGCAGGCCCUGAUGGAGCUCUUUGGCAACUCCUGCUUCUCUGCCGUCACUACAGGCGAGAUACAGCUGUCUCCCCUGGAUACCCCACUGUCAGUCCACGUGAGGAGCCUCAUUCAUGCUCUACAGUCAAACUCAGCAUUCAGUGUCACGCUGAAGGUGGUGAAGCAGGGGGACAGCUGUGAGGAUGCCAUGCAGCGCCGCCUGGUGGAGGACAAGAGUCCUAACGGAGGAGCCUCCUACGCAGACUUCCUCUACCACCUCCACGUCCACUCCCUACGCCUGCUAGGCUGACAGUGACACCCGGGGUUGGGUUGCAGAGCGUACACAUCAAUACCUUCUAGUGUUAGUUGGUUCUUUUGGCUUUUGUGCCUCUACAGAGGAAGUCACAAUAAACCACGAAAAAGGUGACAGAACCAAGAUGGAGGAGGAAGGUGAGGUGUCAUUGAGAAGUGGACCUACCUACACAUGGUUCUUGACACCUUCUCCAUCCUGAUUUGUUUUCCUCCAUGGGUGGAGGGUUAACGAGACGAGACACACGGGCAGAUUGAACAACUGGAGGAGGGAUACUGAGAGCCAACCAAUCCUCCAUUCAACCUUUCCCAGUCAGGAAGCAGACUGUGGCUCGUCAUGAUGUGAAACUCUGGGGUGCUGUGCUGUAUUUUAUUGUAUGUGUCUGAGGCCAAAUGCAUGGUAACAUUGUCAGCUAAACAUGUCCGUCAGUCUGUCUGUGUCUAAAUGUCAUUGUUGUGAAGAACUACUAAGCAUAUGUAUGUCCAAAGUUUAUUGUUCUUAUUUUUUUAUUUUCCUAUUUAAAAAAUGUAUGCAUUAAUUUUCUGUUUUGUUACAUUGAAAUGACAUGUUAAUAAAUGCUCAGUUCCAGUCAAGCCAUACGUCCUCUGUUGGAGAUGUAUUCCAAACAGUGAUGGGCAAAAUGGGUUCAUUAGUUAAAAUCCAGUGCCACAUAUUCCAAAUGACCUGGUUUUACCUAUCCAAUUCAGUCAGGUGAUUGGUUGAUUGAACGAUCACCUGGUUGAAUUGGACAUGGAAUUGGACAGGUAAUACAAGGUUAUAUUUGUACCGGUAAUUCAUGGCACUGGAUUGUAACUAAUGAAUCCAUAUUUUGCAUCAUCACUCAUUACAAACUACCAGACAGAUGUGAACCUUUUUUCAUUACUGUGUAAAUGUUGAGACAGGCAUGCCACGGGCACCGCACAAAUGACGUCAUCCUCCCUUGUGCCCCAAAGGACACAGCCCAUA
This is a messenger RNA of Engraulis encrasicolus (European anchovy), 3853 nucleotides long. RefSeq names its product protein transport protein Sec24C. The record is from RefSeq and is a predicted model, not a curated record. NCBI's taxonomy places the organism in Eukaryota, Metazoa, Chordata, Actinopteri, Clupeiformes, Engraulidae. Gene Ontology annotation, molecular function: zinc ion binding; SNARE binding. Gene Ontology annotation, cellular component: endoplasmic reticulum exit site; COPII vesicle coat. Gene Ontology annotation, biological process: intracellular protein transport; endoplasmic reticulum to Golgi vesicle-mediated transport; COPII-coated vesicle cargo loading. The coding region runs from base 266 to 2887 and encodes 873 amino acids. The transcript is spliced from 21 exons.